GCACCUCUGGGGAGCAGCAGCAGUGCCUCUGUUGCUCUCAGGUGUCUCACCAUGUGGUUUUUCAGGAGAAGGCUUCCUAAAAUUCCCAGAGCCUUCAUUUGGCUCUUUGUUUUAAUAAACUUUUGCAUUUUCAUUGCUAAUUUGAACUUCUCGUUUGGCUUGUCAAAGACAAGGAUUAUAAGGCAAUUGAACGUUUUCCAGCAUGCCCCAGAUGUGCUACAAAUGGACACCCAAGAGCAACAGGGUCUCAACUAUUCUGAUAAUGGGAACUCAAGGAGUGUUCUAAAGGUGAUUUUGGGGAUCACAAAACUCAAACAAGAUACGGUUGAGAGGACACAAAAAUGGGAAGGAAAGGAGGAGCAGAAGAAAACGAUGAAACCAGUUGCCAGAGUGGAAGAAGCCAAGGAGAACGUGACUGUGAAACCACCUGCCAGGUUGGAGGAAAUCAAGAAGACAACAGUGAAAACAGUCCCUGGGGUACAGGGAAACAAGGAGAAGACAACAGUGAGACCAGCCUCAGGGGUGGAAGAAGCCAAGGAAAAGACAAUAGUGAAACUACUUCCCAGGGUGGAGGGAGCCAAGGAGAAGACAACAGUGAAACCAUCCUCUGGGGUGAAGGGAGCUCAUGAAAACAACGUAUCCAAAGACCAAACAAAGCCAAAAGAACCUCCUGCACCGGUGAAAACUGUAACCUCUGUUCCUCGGGUUGCUGCAGUGACAGAAAAGAAGAAACUGAGGGCUGCUGACUUCACGUCUGAGCCACGGUGGGACUUUGAGGACAAGUACCUGCUGGACAACUCAUCUCCGUCAUCGACUUGCUCUGAAUCGGUGAAGGCCAAAGCUGCCAAGUCUGACUGGCUGCGGGAUCUUUUCCUGUCCAACAUCAUGCUCUUCACAGACAAGAGAUACUUCAAUGACAGCGAGUGGAACCGCCUGGAGCAUUUUGCACCUCCCUAUGGCUUCAUGGAACUGAAUUAUUCACUAGUGAAAGAGGUCAUGUCCCUGCUGCCCCCAAAACCCCACCAGCAGCUGCUCCUGGCCAACAGCAACAGCAGCACACCGACAUGCAUCAGCUGUGCUGUCGUGGGGAACGGAGGAAUAUUGAAUAACUCUGGGAUGGGCCAGGAGAUUGACUCCCAUGACUACGUCUUCAGGGUGAGCGGGGCUGUAAUCAAAGGUUACGAAAAAGACGUGGGAACAAAAACCUCCUUUUAUGGAUUCACGGCCUUCUCUCUGGUGUCCUCUCUCCAGAUCUUGGGACACAGAGGAUUCAGCAACAUUCCACGGGAAAAACACGUCAGAUACAUUCACUUCCUAGAGGGAGCUAGAGACUACGAGUGGCUGAAGGCUCUUCUGCUGAACAAGAACAUCAGGGAAGGAUUCUUGAACGAGGGGAGGCCUCGGGAGAGAUUCGAUGAAGAUUUCACCAUGGACAGAUACCUGGUGGUUCACCCUGAUUUCCUCAGAUACAUGAAAAACAGGUUUUUAAAAUCUAAAACUCUGGAAAAGCCCUACUGGCGGCUGUACAGGCCAACAACAGGGGCUUUCCUGCUGCUGACUGCCCUCCAUCUCUGUGACCGGGUGAGUGCCUAUGGCUACAUCACAGAGGGUCACGAGAAGUACUCGGAUCACUACUAUGACAAGGACUGGAAACGUCUGAUUUUCUACACUAACCACGACUUCAACCUGGAGAAGCAGGUGUGGAAAAAGCUUCACGACGAGAAUAUCAUGAAGCUUUACCAGAGGCCAUGAUUGCAUGGGCAAGGGCCACUGCCUGGGAAAUUGCAACACUGUCAUUGGGAAUGGAAGAGGACCACCAGAGCCAAGGUUAGCUCUGGACUUCAGGCACAUUUCAUCCCAUAAAGAUAUUUCCCUCUUUCAGCACCUUUAUUCUCUCACAAUGUUUCUACAAAUGUGCAAAUGCUACAGACCAGGAGAAGAACAGCAAGAAAAUGCAGCACGGCA
This is a messenger RNA of Calidris pugnax (ruff), 1965 nucleotides long. It is a transcript of the gene ST6GALNAC1, whose product is annotated as ST6 (alpha-N-acetyl-neuraminyl-2,3-beta-galactosyl-1,3)-N-acetylgalactosaminide alpha-2,6-sialyltransferase 1. The record is from RefSeq and is a predicted model, not a curated record. The transcript is spliced from 9 exons. The coding region runs from base 52 to 1752 and encodes 566 amino acids. Gene Ontology annotation, molecular function: alpha-N-acetylgalactosaminide alpha-2,6-sialyltransferase activity. NCBI's taxonomy places the organism in Eukaryota, Metazoa, Chordata, Aves, Charadriiformes, Scolopacidae.